AUGCGGAAAUUUGCGGUCCUUUCAAACAAGUGAUGUUUGAUCUCAUUGCGUCGAUAGAGGGCGUUGUUUUAGCAUCCAAAAUGGCGACUUCUAACAUCAAGUUACCGCGACGGCUUCCUUUGCUUCUAAUUGAUGGAGUUUUAUUUCCCGGGGCUUCAAUACGAAUUCCUGUGUCAUCUGAAAAAAACAUGAACAUGGUGCGAAAUCAUCUUUUAAGUCGCAGUACCUUAAGUAGUGCUAUCAUUGGUGUUGUGCCUCGAGAGCUGCAUUCUUCAGAUGAGGACGAUGGAAAUGUUUUACAUUCUGUUGGUACUGCUGGAAUCGUUAUCCAAGUCACGGGUACAAAUUGGCCUCGGCCAGCUUAUACCCUUCUUGUGACUGGUUUAUGCCGGUUUAAGUUGGAAAGAAUUACUGAAAAAUCCCCAUACCUCAUUGCAAGUGUACGUCAGUUAGACAGGUUACCUGGAGAAGAAUCAGAAAUUGAUGAAUCUAACUCAGAAUUAUCUGACCUCAUGGAACAGUUUCGUGAACAAGCUACAAAACUGAUUGAUAUGCUUGAUUUAUCUGUGCCUGCUGUUGUAAGGUUAAAGCGCCUGUUAAACUCCUUACCUACUGAAAGCCUUCCAGAUGUUUGUGCUGCAAUUGUUAGGGCAUCUCAUUCAGAAAGACUUCAAAUACUUGAUGCUGUUGAUCUUGCAGAAAGAUUUAGGAAAACCUUGCCAUUACUAGUUCGCCAAAUAGAAGGUCUUCAAUUGUUACAAAAAGCACGAAAGGAAGAAGUGGGCCCUUUAGAUCUGACAAAAAUACCUAUAACAAGAACUAAGUUGUAUGAUGAUAUGGACAAAGGAGAUGAAAUUGCUGCUUUGGAAAAGAAAGUAAGGGAGACAGAAAUGCCAGAACAUGCAAAAAAGUUAUCACUUCGUGAAAUUCAGAGGCUGAAGAAAAUGCCCCCUCACAUGCCAGAUCAUGCAGUUACUCGAAACUACAUUGAAUUAAUGACAGAAUUACCAUGGACGAAACAGUCUCCUGAAGUAAUAGACAUCAAUAAAUCUAGGGCAGAUUUGGAUGCUGAUCACUAUGGAAUGGAAAAACUUAAGAAGAGAGUCUUAGAAUACUUAGCAGUAAGACAGCUUAAAAAUUCUUUGAAAGGGCCGAUACUGUGCUUUGUUGGACCUCCAGGAGUUGGAAAAACUAGUGUGGGCCGUUCAGUUGCUAGUUCACUUGGCCGCGAGUUUCAUAGAAUAUCUUUAGGUGGUGUAUGUGACCAAUCUGACAUCAGGGGACAUAGGCGAACAUAUAUUGGAUCAAUGCCUGGAAGAAUAAUUCAAGGCUUGAGAACAGUUGGUGUGAAGAAUCCAGUUUUCUUGUUAGAUGAAAUUGAUAAAAUGAGUACUGGAAUUCAUGGUGAUCCUGCAGCAGCUAUGCUUGAGGUUUUAGAUCCUGAACAAAAUUGUAACUUUACGGAUCAUUAUCUAAAUGUGCCUUUUGAUCUUUCACAAGUCCUAUUUAUUGCAACUGCUAACAGUGUGACUACCAUACCUCCUGCACUGCUGGACAGAAUGGAAAUCAUAUCAGUUCCUGGCUAUACUCAUGAUGAAAAGGAACAUAUUGCUAGGCAUCAUCUAGUUCCUAAGCAGCUCAAAGAACAUGGCUUGACUCCUGAUAUGAUUCAAAUAACUGAUGAUGCUAUAAGAACAAUAAUUGCAAAAUAUACUAGAGAGGCUGGUGUAAGGGGACUUGAAAGGAAAUUAGGAGCAGUAUGUCGAGCUGUGGCAGUCAAGGUAGUGGAAAAACAAAGAUUGCUUUCAUCAAAGGAAUGUCAUGUUGGUGAUAAUGAAGAAAAAGAAGACAAAAUUCCUUUUAAUUAUAAAGAUCUAGUCUUAAGUCCCAUAGCACAUCCACCUGAACUUCCCUUUGUUUUAGAUUCAGAAGCUGUGACUGAUAUUCUUGGUACUCCUAUUUACGAUAGUCAAGUGAUUGGACGCAUUGGACAGCCUGGAGUAGCAGUGGGUCUUGCAUGGACACCCGCAGGUGGUGAAAUCAUGUAUGUUGAAGCGUCUAAAAUGGAUGGGGAUGGUCAACUCAUUCUGACUGGACAACUCGGGAAAGUGAUGAAAGAAUCUGCCCAACUUGCUUUAAAUUUAGUUAGAUCUCACACACAUGAGUAUGGAAUCAAAGUUCAAAGUGGCGUUGAUUUGAUGGAAGGGACAGAUAUUCACAUCCAUUUCCCUGCCGGAGCUGUGGGUAAAGAUGGCCCAUCUGCCGGAGUCACGAUAGUCACUGUCCUCGUAUCUUUGUUUACUGGAAGAGUUGUGAAAUCAGACGUCGCCAUGACUGGUGAAAUCACAUUAAGAGGACUUGUACUGCCAGUAGGUGGUAUAAAAGAAAAAGUAUUGGCAGCUCACAGGGCUGGAAUGAGAAGCUGCAUUCUUCCUAGUCGAAAUGAAAAAGAUUUAGUUGAAAUUCCUCAGUCUGUGCAAAAUGACAUGAACUUUCAUUUGUGUUCUCAUGUUGAUGAUGUCCUCCAAGCAGCAUUUGAAGGAGGAUUUGCAAUAUCUUCAAAAAAUAUGGAAAUAAAAAGCAAACUUUAAGAAUGAAUUCCAAUUGAACACUUUAUUU
This is a messenger RNA of Uloborus diversus, 2619 nucleotides long. Its product is annotated as lon protease homolog 2, peroxisomal-like. The transcript is spliced from 19 exons. Gene Ontology annotation, biological process: protein quality control for misfolded or incompletely synthesized proteins; protein processing; protein catabolic process. The coding region runs from base 33 to 2591 and encodes 852 amino acids. Gene Ontology annotation, cellular component: peroxisomal matrix. Gene Ontology annotation, molecular function: ATP-dependent peptidase activity; ATP binding; ATP hydrolysis activity. NCBI's taxonomy places the organism in Eukaryota, Metazoa, Arthropoda, Arachnida, Araneae, Uloboridae. The record is from RefSeq and is a predicted model, not a curated record.